This is a messenger RNA of Aphanomyces invadans, 723 nucleotides long. RefSeq lists its product as hypothetical. Gene Ontology annotation, molecular function: sequence-specific DNA binding; DNA-binding transcription factor activity. The record is from RefSeq and is a predicted model, not a curated record. Bases 1 to 723 code for a protein of 240 amino acids. Lineage: Eukaryota; Oomycota; Saprolegniomycetes; Saprolegniales; Verrucalvaceae. The transcript has a single exon. Gene Ontology annotation, biological process: regulation of DNA-templated transcription.
AUGCCUCGCAUUGCGAACGUGGACGUGGAUCUUUCGGAUUUUCUCAUGGAGGGCAACUUUGACGCAUCAUUCAGCGAAGUUGGGAGCGACAUGAUCGGCUAUGACGCAUCGACGGAAUCCCACUUGCAUCAGUAUGCAUUUCCCGCUCCCCCCGUCACGGUCCAAGAGGGAUUUCACGAAAUGCACUGCUUGAAUAUUGCAGAGCGCACGACCAAAUACUUGGAGAAGCUGUACGAGAUGCUGGAGCAAUGCCCCGAGUCAAUUGUGACAUGGACGCAAGACGGCACUGCGUUUGCCGUCCUCAACGCUGACGCGUUCGAGCGCACAAUUAUCCCCCGGUUCUUCAAACCCAUCAAAUUCGAAAGCUUUGUCCGGCAACUCAACUCGUAUGGGUUCCGCAAAGCCAAGCACAAAGUCUCGAACAAGGCUGUGUUCGCUUUUCGACACACAAACUUCGUCCGAGGAGAGGCACAUAAACUCCAAACCAUCCAGAGACGUCGUCGCAGCAAGCGUGCCUCCCCACUGCCAGCGCACGCCCUCACUGUCGACCCAACGUCCGAGGAAGGGCUAUCUGCUCGUGUGCAAAUCUCGCUGGAAACGAUUCUGGCCUUUGUCCGAACUCUUCAAAAAGAACUGGCCGACACAAAUGCGCUCGUGCAAGCCCUCGUGAAUUGCGAACCCGCGCCGCCCCUGGAAGCAAACUCGACCAACGGAGCCCAAUAA